Molecule: messenger RNA, 964 nt
Organism: Metopolophium dirhodum (rose-grain aphid)
Lineage: Eukaryota; Metazoa; Arthropoda; Insecta; Hemiptera; Aphididae
Product: selenoprotein F
Exons: 5
Coding region: 230-712 (160 amino acids)
Cellular component (GO): endoplasmic reticulum lumen
Molecular function (GO): oxidoreductase activity
Source: RefSeq, a predicted model, not a curated record
AACGUAAACAAAAUAUACAAAUCUAUUAGAUCAAAUAUAAAUUCUAAUUUUUUUAAAUAUAUUCUUGUAAUAAAUUAAAUACAAAUUGGCUCUGAAUUAAAAAUAUUAAAUUCAUAAAAAUUUUUAUAGUAUAAUAGUUAUCAGGGUAAAUUUUCAUUUCUGAUGCAAUUUGUUUUUGUGUUUAAUUUGUUUCAAAAUAUUUGAUAUCUACUUAAAAGCAACGUCUAAAAUGCAGAAGAAACUUUUAAUAAUUCCACUAUUAAUGUUAUUUGGGAACGGAUGCAAUGGAGAUUAUACGACUAAUGAAUGUUCAUUACUGGGUUUCAAUAAAGCAAAUCUUUUGUGUUCGUCUUGUGAUCAGCUUAAAAAGUUCCAACUGACAUCAUUAAGAGAACACUGCACAAACUGUUGUCAAGUUGAUGAAGAAAAAUCUAUUAAAGUAUAUGCAAAAGCCAGAUUGGAAGUCUGUACUUGUAAAUUUGGUGCUUAUCCUCAGAUACAAGCGUUUAUAAAAAGCGAUCGUCCCAACAAGUACCCUAACUUAACGAUCAGAUAUGUACGUGGGUUGGAUCCAUUAAUUAAGCUCAUGGACAGCAGUGGAAAUGUGCAAGAGGUUUUGGCAAUCGAACGAUGGGACACCGAUACAGUGGAUGAAUUCUUGAGCACUCAUUUAGAACGCAUCGAAGACGAUUAUCGAUCAAACCUAGUGUAAUCGAUUGAAUGAAUGUUAUUAUUUUAAACAACUAUUAUUUUUGAACGCGUUUUCAUUUAAUUUAUGCACACUAUAACAGUGCACAUAACAUUUAUAAUGUUAAUAAUAUUCGUGUCCAAGUGUCAUAAUUAUUAUUACAUACGAUUUUAGCUGCACGCGUGCAGUGAGACCGUCUCACUAUCCCUUUAUAAGAAUUACAUAUUAUACGAAUACGGAAUAAUAUUAUAACUUCGUGUACUUUGCUGCAGUGAA